CUUGAUCUCCUGACCUCGUGAUCCGCCCGCCUCGGCCUCCCAAAGUGCUGGGAUUACAGGCGUGAGCCACCGUGCCCGGCCCAGAGUGAUUCUUUUAAACCAUAAGAUGGUAUAAAACAGAGGUGGUGUAGAUGCAAGCCAGCUUGCCUGCUUGUAAAGCAGUUCCAUCACUUCUUAGCUGUGCGACCUUGAGCACAUGAGUGAACCUUUCUUUCAUAGUGCUAUGUGAGAACUGGGUGAGUUAAAAUGCUUAAAAGUGCUUAGAACAGGGCCUGGCUGAGGGUUGGUUGCCGCUGCUAUCCUGGAAUCAGCUGAUGCCACUGCUUGGGCCUUCCUAUCCAGUGGCCCAUCUCUCUCACUAAAAGCCAAAGUCGUGGUAGCAGCCUCGGAGGACCAGCCCUGAUCCAUCUGCCCUCAUGGACCUGGCCCACUGUCACAUCCCCUCAGCACACUGCCCCAGCUGGCCACACCACAUUCCUGACCCCAGCCCUCUGCUUUUCCUCUUAGUGUCACGUGGAACUUCCCCUCCUCCCAGCCCUAUUACCCACCUGGCUUACUCCUCUGCCUUCACGUGGACGCAGGCCAUGAGGCCUUCUUGGAUCCCCCUUCCUAAAACUGCCUCCCCUUCUUCAGGCGCUUUCCUUGUUUUGUUUUUGCUUGAAUACUUCUUGGCAUGUGGCAGUGUACAUACUCUUCUUAGUUGUUAGCGGUCCAUCACCCCCGCUAAAAUGUGAGCUCUGUAGAGCAGGGUUUUGUCCACCUUGUGUCUGCAGCAUCUAGGAUGGUGUGUGUGCGCGAUGAAUGGAGAAAGCUUGUAGAGGGGAGGAAGGAACUUUGACCAGGACUGCCCACCACUGAGCUCUGGGACCGGGCAGGUUUCCUGCUUUCCCAAGGAGCUCACUCACUUGGCACGGCGCCAGACUUCCCUGCUGUGCAUUUCUUCAGGGCGGCUGCUCAGCCCCUAUUAGCACCUUUGCUUGGAAUGUCUACUCUGGCUGCUUCUUUGCCUUCUGUGGUAGCAGGCUUCCCCAUUCCGCCACACUGUUGGUCUCUAAUCCCCUGCUCCUUGUAGCUUCUUCAAGUAGCUUUUGUGUCCCAGAAUCACGGAUUGACUCACCAGGGUCUCUGUGGGACUGCCAGGUUCUGAGGUGUCUGGCACUGGUAAUCUGUGGCACUGGGCGCAUUGAUCCCUUGGUCUGUUCUCUGAAAUAGUCUUUCUUGGUUGCCAGGAGACUGACCUCACCCCACUUAGUGUUCCUCGUGCCUGCCUGGUUGCCGCCCACAGCCUCCUGAGCGUCUUCGGCACUUUAUAGUCAGUUAUUAGCUAUGUGCUGUGUUUCCUGGAUCCUUAGCACCUUUGAUGGACACAUCUUUCGGGACCUACUGUGUGAAAUUUCCAUUGGAUUCAGAAAUGUUAGGACAUCCUAGAAUCCAGGAAAUGGGGUGACAGCACAGUGGUCAUUGCCCUGCCAGUGUGUCCAGGCCCUGUGACCUUGUCUCUUGUCCAUGUAGUGCGUUCCUUAGAGUAGAUUGCAAGUGGAUAGUUGUUCAGUGUAUUGAGUAAACCUAAACUAGUCUCUGGUUUUCAUGUCGUGUCCCCUUCGAAGUACAGCUACCAUACCCUAUCCCUUGUUAAAUGCGUGAUGUCUGCAUCUCCUGUUCUUUCCGGGAAUCUUGGGAGGAUGUUAUGUCAUGCAGUGCGGUUUGCAUGUGUGCAUCUUUACUCGUGUGCAUGCAUGUGCAUGCAUGCGUGUUCCUGUGCACGUUCUGGGAGUGUGCAUGUGCGUGUGUCUGCAUGUGCUCCUCCUGCUCUGAUGCAGGAUUUUCCGCCUGCCCCCUCAGACCCAUCUUCCCUGUUUCAUGUCGUCCCUUUCUUCAUGCUUCCUCUGUAGUAAGGCUUCCUAGAGUUUCGUCCUUAACCCUCAUCUUCAGGUGGCCUUCCUCCUGUGGGUUUGGCGACUACCUCCACAGUGCAUCCUGGCCUUCCGUAUCUGGGCCAGUCAUGGCUCCAGAGUUGUGGCCUGGGCACCUUCAGAGCCUGCCUGGAGGUCCCCUCCGUUCUCUUCGCUAGGCUCCUGCCUGCAUGCUGGAAUUUGGUCGUCCUUCCUUGUCUUUAGUUCCCUCUUUUUGCUGCUGUCCACUUCCACUGGGUCAACAAGUGCGGUCAGUUCUGUGACACUGUUCUUGGCCCAUUGCCUGGGCCUCUGAGACACCUUUGUCCUCUGGCCUGGAGGACUGUCCCCGUGCCCCGGGUGCAGUUGAUUCUGCCUGGCACAGCUGUGGGUCUCCCCUCUCAAGUAGGAGCCUACUUGUGGCAUGAGAGUCGCUUCACCUUCAGUGGCUCCUUAUUGUCCCCAGGGCGGAACAGGCUGCAGAUGGCACCCAGGCCUCUCUGUGCCUCGGCUCCAGCUGUCUCUUGUGGCUCCCCACCCCAAAUCCUGGCAGGUCCCUUCCCCACAGCCACCCACCCCUCUCCUCCAUCGGGAACAGAACUAUGCUGCCACCUCUGGUGACCUCAGCACGCUGCAUCACUGUCCCCGUCCACGUGCUACCCUGUGGGCCCAGGAGAGCCCUGGGGUCCCUGAGUAGCAGAGCGCCUGGCCAUGCCUCUGAGGCCCCUAGUGCCGCAGAGUUGAGCUGAGGGUCUCGCGCUCGCCCUUUGACUGACCCAGCCCUUGCAGGUAGAAGAAGAAAGGUGCCACUCCGGCAUGAAGACAGACUCGCUUAGUCGCCAGUCACUUAAGCUGAGUGCAUUGUGAUUUCCAAUAAUUGAGGCAGUGGUUCUAAAAGCUGUCUACAUUAAUGAAAAGAGCAAUGUGGCCAGCUUGACUAAGCCGCCAGCACACAGCGCGGCAGGACGCGCCUGGGUCUCAGCGGACUUGUGCAUGUUAGCUGUGUAGAUUUAUGUGAGGGCUUAUAAAACUCUGGUCUUGUAAACUAGUCUUAAGCGCUUUUAAUAUGGAGACAGAUGAGAGCCCCUCUCCGCUCCCGUGUGGGCCCGCAGGAGAAGCGGUGAUGGAGAGCCGAGCUCGCCCCUUCCAAGCGCUGCCCCGUGAGCAGUCUCCACCACCUCCCCUGCAAACGUCCAGUGGUGCAGAGGUAAUGGACGUUGGCUCUGGUGGUGAUGGACAGUCCGAACUCCCUGCCGAGGACCCCUUCAACUUCUACGGAGCUUCUCUUCUCUCCAAAGGAUCCUUCUCUAAGGGCCGCCUCCUCAUAGACCCGAACUGUAGUGACCACAGCCCGCGCACCGCCCGGCACGCACCUGCGGUCCGGAAGUUCUCCCCUGACCUUAAGUUGCUUAAGGAUGUAAAGAUUAGCGUGAGCUUUACCGAGAGCUGCAGGAGUAAGGACAGGAAGGUGCUGUACACAGGAGCAGAGCGCGACGUGCGGGCGGAGUGCGGUCUGCUCCUUAGCCCUGUCAUUGGGGACGUGCAUGCUUGUCCCUUUGGCGGGAGUGUUGGUGAUGGGGUAGGCAUAGGGGGUGAGAGUGCUGAUAAGAAGGAUGAGGAGAAUGAGCUGGAUCAGGAAAAGAGAGUGGAGUAUGCAGUGCUCGAUGAGUUAGAAGAUUUUACUGACAAUUUGGAGCUAGAUGAAGAAGGAGCAGGCGGGUUCACGGCUAAAGCAAUCGUUCAGAGAGACAGAGUGGAUGAAGAGGCCUUGAAUUUCCCCUACGAGGAUGACUUUGACAACGAUGUGGAUGCUCUGCUGGAGGAAGGCCUUUGUGCCCCCAAAAAGAGGCGAACAGAGGAAAAAUAUGGCGGAGACAGCGACCAUCCAUCCGAUGGAGAGACGAGUGUGCAGCCGAUGAUGACCAAGAUUAAAACAGUGCUCAAAAGUCGUGGCCGCCCACCUACAGAACCGCUGCCCGACGGGUGGAUCAUGACAUUCCAUAACUCUGGAGUCCCGGUGUACCUACACAGAGAGUCUCGGGUGGUCACCUGGUCCAGGCCAUACUUCUUGGGAACGGGAAGCAUACGGAAACACGACCCUCCUCUGAGUAGCAUCCCUUGUCUGCAUUAUAAGAAAAUGAAGGACAACGAGGAACGGGAGCAAAGCAGUGACCUCACCCCUAGUGGGGAUGUGUCCCCUGUCAAGCCUCUGAGCCGAUCUGCAGAGCUGGAGUUUCCCCUGGAUGAGCCUGACUCUAUGGGUGCUGACCCGGGGCCCCCAGAUGAGAAAGACCCACUAGGGGCUGAGGCAGCCCCUGGGGCCCUGGGGCAGGUGAAGGCCAAAGUCGAGGUGUGCAAAGACGAAUCCGUUGAUCUCGAGGAAUUUCGAAGCUACCUGGAGAAGCGUUUUGAUUUUGAGCAAGUUACUGUGAAGAAAUUCAGGACUUGGGCUGAGCGGCGGCAAUUCAAUCGGGAAAUGAAGCGGAAGCAGGCGGAGUCCGAGAGGCCCAUUUUGCCGGCCAAUCAGAAGCUCAUUACUUUAUCAGUGCAAGAUGCACCCACAAAGAAAGAAUUUGUCAUUAACCCCAACGGGAAAUCCGAGGUCUGCAUCCUGCACGAGUAUAUGCAGCGUGUCCUCAAGGUCCGCCCUGUCUAUAAUUUCUUUGAAUGUGAGAACCCAAGUGAGCCUUUUGGUGCCUCGGUGACCAUUGAUGGUGUGACUUACGGAUCUGGAACUGCAAGCAGCAAAAAACUUGCGAAGAAUAAAGCUGCCCGAGCUACACUGGAAAUCCUUAUCCCUGACUUUGUUAAACAGACCUCUGAAGAGAAGCCCAAAGACAGUGAAGAACUUGAGUAUUUUAACCACAUCAGCAUCGAGGACUCGCGGGUCUACGAGCUGACCAGCAAGGCUGGGCUGUUGUCUCCAUAUCAGAUCCUCCACGAGUGCCUUAAAAGAAACCAUGGGAUGGGUGACACGUCUAUCAAGUUUGAAGUGGUUCCUGGGAAAAACCAGAAGAGUGAAUACGUCAUGGCGUGUGGCAAGCACACAGUGCGCGGGUGGUGUAAGAAUAAGAGAGUUGGAAAGCAGUUAGCCUCACAGAAGAUCCUUCAGCUGCUGCACCCACAUGUCAAGAACUGGGGUUCUUUACUGCGCAUGUACGGCCGUGAGAGCAGCAAGAUGGUCAAGCAGGAGACGUCGGACAAGAGUGUGAUUGAGCUGCAGCAGUAUGCCAAGAAGAACAAGCCCAACCUGCACAUCCUCAGCAAGCUCCAGGAGGAGAUGAAGAGGCUGGCUGAGGAGAGGGAGGAGACUCGAAAGAAGCCCAAGAUGUCCAUUGUGGCGUCCGCCCAGCCUGGCGGUGAGCCCCUGUGCACCGUGGACGUGUGAGGGAGGUGGCACGGGCCAGGGCGCGGGGGCCGCCAGCAGCACUUCUGAGGAGACCAGCAGUCAUGCAUCGUGCACCACAGUGUCGGGCCUCCAACCCAAGCUCCUUCCCUGUGGCCAACCUGUGGGCCUGGCCUGAGGGUGGAGGCUCUGGUGUACAGGGACAGUCACGGCCACACAGCACACAUGUGGAACAGCGGCUCCCCCUAGAAAGCUCCAGGCCUGAAUGGAUGGACUAAGCGACUGCACCAGUGGCAGCUGGUGACUGUGGACAGUGGUGGACCUUGCUUCUGUGCACCUGCUGCAGGCUCUUUUUAUGAAGGCUUUCAUCAAUUUUAGUAUGUAAUAUGCACUGAUGACACAUGAUACUUGGAUGACAGAUGAGAGAGGAUGGGUGAGUCCUGCGGCUGGCCCGUGAUGCCAGGUGGCCCAUGUGCCCAGGACACCUGCAGGGCUGCUGCAGGGACCUGGUUAGGAGGUGCACAUGGUGCCCUGCCCUCACCUGCCUUCUGUGUUUCCCCUUCUUUGAAAAGGUAGAACAGAAAAGAGUAUUUUAAACCUUUUUGGCUUAAAAUAAGCAGAAUUUUAGUAUCAGAACUACCUUUCUGGGAUUGGAGGCAAACAAUCAAGGUGGUCCCUCUCUAGUCUGGACAUGAUGCCAGCGAGGAUAUGUCCUGCCACCUCCUGGAGUUGCCCUGGCCUCCUAGGGGUCCUUUUUCUGAUGAAGUCUUAACACCCUAAAAGCGCCUCUCUGGACACUGAGGCCCUCCCUGCCUUUCCUGGCCUCCGGCAAUAGUUUUUUACAAAGAUUUUUUGCAGUCGAGUCCGUAUGUCCACCCAUUGAUUUUUAAAGCUUUUGUGAUACCUUAGCAUUUUGAAAGAGACUUUUACAGUGAGAGUAGAAGGUAGAUUUGGAAUCAUGCAUUUUAGCAAGUGGACCUGUUUAAACAGGAAGCAAGGGCCUUCAGUGUAGCCCAUUCUUCAUCCAGAGCUGUUGACUGACAGCGGCUUCUCUGGAUGUCAAAGGCAGCUGCCCUGCCCGGUGCCAAGCUUGCUUCUCGACUGGUGGCCCCUGUGUGUGGGUAUGGGAUGGAAAUGUGUUCCUGCCUGAGUCUGAAGCACCAGGGUGUCCUCAAAGGCACCUAUGCAGGGUGCCAUGUGCUUGUGGUGCACCAUCUGAAGCAAGAGUCCAGCAUUCUGCCGUGUCUGUCCACCACACCCCCCACAGGUGGUACUGAUGGCGUUUUUUUGUUUUUUGUUUUGUCAGGAGAACAAUGUUGGCCCAUGGGCCGCCCACAACAUAUCCCUCCCUCACCACCUGUGUGACCAAGGUUGGCUUCUGUUGACCUUUAAAAAGGAAACCCUCAACCCUCAACUCAAGUUGCUGUAAUUAGACACUUGCUUCUGUCUUGCCUCCUGUCUGCAGCUGUGAAUAGUCAUUUGACUGUGACUGUUGCCCUUAGCCAGCCAGAUGCGCCUGUGAACCAAAGCUUUGUGCACAUGUGUUCCCCUAAAGGUUGGGGAGCCUCGCUGCGUCUUGCUGUUCCCAGGCACCACCACCACAGCAGGUGCUGCCAUACUCUCGUGGUCUCCGUGCCCCCCCCCCCCCCCCCCCCCCCCCGGCGCCGGGC
Molecule: messenger RNA, 6908 nt
Organism: Piliocolobus tephrosceles (Ugandan red Colobus)
Lineage: Eukaryota; Metazoa; Chordata; Mammalia; Primates; Cercopithecidae
Gene: DGCR8
Product: DGCR8 microprocessor complex subunit
Exons: 14
Coding region: 2959-5280 (773 amino acids)
Biological process (GO): primary miRNA processing
Cellular component (GO): microprocessor complex
Molecular function (GO): identical protein binding; double-stranded RNA binding; primary miRNA binding
Source: RefSeq, a predicted model, not a curated record